GCUACUCUGUUUGGUUUUUUUUUUUAAUGUCUUUGCCCAUAUCAGGUGUUUAAAGCACCAAUGCAGGCUCUGUGCCAAUGUGAAAGCUCCCAUUUCAGUUAGAAAUUAGUUGGAACCUGUGAUAUUUUAAUAUAUGUUGAAAUAGUAGAUAGUAAUUUCUAACUCAGGUUUUAUAAAAGGUUGUGAUUUGAUAUAUCUAGCCUACAGUUAAGUGGAUUAAGCAGGUUAUAAACAACAACAUUCAGAAGGGGCAGGACAAUGGACCCAGGAAGCCGUUGGGAAUAUGUGAAAUACCCUCUUCAUCUCCUGGCUAAUGUCAGAUGGUGAUAUUAUUUCUGCUGGGACCACUGUAUUUCUGUUUUUGUUUGCCUGACAUAACCCUUAUGUGUCUUCCAUUGGACCUGGAAGGAUCUGGGUGUUUUCGCCUCCCUUUAACUACGGUAAAAAUUGAAUGUUUGGCCCUUCUGCUGAGGGCUUAGAACCUUGCUGUACCCCUGCUCCUAGCACACGAUGAGGGGAGACAUUUCCUUGCUACCAGUCCCUCAUGCACAAAGCAGGAUACAGUCUAGCCUAAUAUUUGUUAAUCCAUAAUAGCCAGCCUAAGUGCUGUAUAGUGAAAAAUAUAAUGUGUUUUUGUAUGGAUAAACCAUGUCUGUUGCUGCAAAUAUUUGCUGUUGCAAACUUACUGCACAAGUGGGGGAGGGUUUGCCUGAUUUGCUGCUGAUUUGUAUGAUGAGUGACAGCUUUGGACAAAAUCCAAAUCCUACAUUAAUAUUAAUUUAUUGUUGUAAAUACAUGCAGAACAAACAAUAAUCAGCAGCUAGCUCAACAACUGUAGUAAGCUGUCCACUCUAGCCAUAGGAUUCUUAUUUUGAAGAUGCCUGAUAGACACUUGACAUCAUGUGUUGUUUAGAGAAAGGGAGUAAACUCUUUGCUGAGUUAUGCUUAUGUUAAGGAAAAAAAGUACAGAAAAUUUAUGGGCUUGAAAAGUGCUAGGAAAAAAAUUAAGCGAGGCUCUUUAAUAGCUGUUUAAUGUUUUUUGUAACAGAAGAGGAGAGGCUGUCAUUGGCAAAGAUCUGAAAAAAUAUUCUGAGUACUAAUUCUAGUUUGAAAUAAGCAGAAGCAUGUAGCAUCAGGGUAUUUUUUUAUGGAACUAUAACUAAGGGAAGUUAAUAACUAUAUAACCUGUACACUUGGUGCGUUUACUUACUUCUAUUAAUUAAAUGUACUUUGUAUUGUGUGCCCCAUUUAUUACAUUCUGUGUCAUAUUUGCUGUGGCUGCCGGGGAAGGCAAUGAAGAUGGGUGCUCAUCUAACAGGUGCUCCACUCCCUUUGUUCUUUGUAUACACAUAUUCAAAUCACAUAAGGCAGGGGACAGGAUAGGGCCUGUUAACUCAUUACUGAUUUCCCUAGCAAAUAAACCAGCUGCAGGUCCAAGCCCUGGCUUAGUGCUGAGGAGAAGGUGGCAUUUGUGUGGGACAGGAUGCUUUCAUGGAGCCCCUUAGCCAACUUCUUUUGGGACUUAGAGUGCAGAAUAUAUUUUCUACUUGUAGGUAUUUGUUCUGCCUUAAAGUUGACAGUACCAUCUCAUACCAUCCAUGGUAUUGAGGGACAGCCACUUCAUCUUACUGUUGACUACAAUUUCAAUGCUACAGCUUCUGAAAUCCAGAUAAUUUGGCUUUUUGAGAGGCCUCAAAGUAAUCCAAAAUACUUGCUUGGCUCUGUAAAUCAAACAGUAGUUCCAGACUUGGAAUACCAGCACAAGUUUACCCUUGUACCACCAAAUGCAUCUUUGAUGAUCAAUCCAUUGCAUAUCAGCGAUGAGGGCAAUUAUAUUGUAAAGGUCAAUGUCCGUGGAAAUGGGACAAUAGCUGCAAGUCAAAAGAUUCAAGUAGCUGUUGAUGUUCCAGUCACAAAGCCAACUGUACAUACUGAACCAUCUUCAGGGGUAGUGGAAUAUGUAGGAAAUAUUACCCUAAAAUGUAUUCUGGGUAAAGGUACAAGGGUAACUUACCAGUGGAUGAAAAAUGGGAAGCGUCUCCAUGCUGGCCCUAAUUAUACCUUUUCAUCAAACAAUGCUACACUUCUAAUUGUUCCUGUUGUAAAAGAAGACAUUGGGAAUUACAGCUGUCUAGUAUCUAACCCUGUCAGUGCAAUGGAAAGUGAGAUAAUUGCACCAACCAUAUAUUAUGGACCUUAUGGUCUUAGAGUUAAGUCAGAUAAAGGUCUGAAUAUAGGGGCAGUGUUUACAGUUGACAUGGGAGAAGUUAUACUGUUUGACUGUUCAGCAGAUUCAAAUCCACCAAAUACUUAUUCGUGGAUUCGAAGGGAUGACAAUACCACUCAUGUAAUCAAAUAUGGACCCCACCUGGAAGUUGUAUCUGAUAAAGUGGCCCAGAAGACAAUAGAUUACAUGUGCCGUGCUUUCAACAACAUGACUGGAAAACGAGAUGAAACUCACUUCACAGUAGUGGUUACUUCUGUAGGGUUGGAAAAGCUGGCCCAGAAGGGAAAAUCUUUAUCUUCACUUGCAGUAAUAACAGGAAUUUCGUUAUUUUUGAUCCUAGCUAUGACUUUUUUAUUCCUAUGGAAAAGAUAUCAGCCACAUAAAGUGAUACAACAGAAGCUGCAAAGCAGGCCAGAGGCCGAUUACAGAAAGGCACAGGCAUUUUCAGGACAUGAAAGUGCUUCAGAUGAUUUUGGGAUAUAUGAGUUUGUCGCUUUUCCUGAUCUUGCCAGUGGUUCUAGGGUUUCAAGUCAAGCUGUUCCUGGCUCUGACUUUGUCCCAGGCCAGGAUAUGCUUAAUACGGUUUAUGAAGUUAUUCAGCAUGUUCCUGACCAGCCGCAACAAGACCACCAACAGUAA
Messenger RNA from Manacus vitellinus (golden-collared manakin), 2866 nucleotides. It is a transcript of the gene HEPACAM2, whose product is annotated as HEPACAM family member 2. The transcript has 9 exons. Lineage: Eukaryota; Metazoa; Chordata; Aves; Passeriformes; Pipridae. Bases 1484 to 2866 code for a protein of 460 amino acids. The record is from RefSeq and is a predicted model, not a curated record.